AAAGGUUUGUAUAACAAUUUUAAACCAUGAAGAUCACCAGAUAUAAAAAGGUUCAGAAAUAUCUGAAGUUCUACUACAACAACUACGGCUUCCAUCAACCGUACCAAGUUUUACUGGACGGCACGUUUUGUUUUGCUGCAUUUAAAAAUGGACAGCAAGUACCGCCGUAACGGUCGUCUGAUAGACAUUGUGGAUGAGGAGUGGAGGGCAGAACAGCUCCCUCAUGAGGACAUCCAGGUUCCCCUCGAGGAGCUCCCAGACCCUGAAGCUGACAGUGCAGACUCUCAUCUCACACUUAAAGAACAAAGCCUACGCUGGCAAGAGAAUUUUCCAGAACCUGCCGCAAGCAAUAUUUAAAAUUAGGAACACAUCAACAUUAGGGAGCAGAUCCCAAAAUAUUUAAACUCUCAAGCUAAAUUACUCACUACAAGAUGUAUAAUUAUAGAAACAGAAAAAAUUGCAAAGAAGACUCAUGGAGCGCUAACUAUAUUGAAGCAAUUUGGUAUACAUGAA
This is a messenger RNA of Spodoptera frugiperda (fall armyworm), 513 nucleotides long. RefSeq names its product anaphase-promoting complex subunit 13. NCBI's taxonomy places the organism in Eukaryota, Metazoa, Arthropoda, Insecta, Lepidoptera, Noctuidae. Gene Ontology annotation, cellular component: anaphase-promoting complex. The transcript has 3 exons. Bases 148 to 357 code for a protein of 69 amino acids. The record is from RefSeq and is a predicted model, not a curated record. Gene Ontology annotation, biological process: protein K11-linked ubiquitination.